Fulvia fulva is the source of this 1959-nucleotide messenger RNA. Its product is annotated as Adenylate-forming reductase. The transcript has 2 exons. The record is from RefSeq and is a predicted model, not a curated record. NCBI's taxonomy places the organism in Eukaryota, Fungi, Ascomycota, Dothideomycetes, Mycosphaerellales, Mycosphaerellaceae. The coding region runs from base 1 to 1959 and encodes 652 amino acids.
AUGAGAAGUCGCCGAGCCGAGUCUGCUGCCGUCGCCUGUCCACCAUCGUUGCGCGACGCGCACACAAGACGGUAUACCAAUAUCACUCCUUAUCAGGAAAGCCCUUGGCUGGCAUCUCGGCUCUGUCUCGCCACCAUGCCGCAGCCAACAACAGCCGACACAACAGCUACCGAGCAGGAUCAUAUCGAGGGCUCCGGACCUGAUGACAGUAUCCUAGCCACACACAAUAACCCAUGCCAACCCUCUUCACUUGAGCGUCCGGCCUCAGCACAAAGCACCACAUCAGAGACUCGCACAUUUGACGAGAACCUAGAAGCUGGCAUCAGGCUACCGGAGGUUGCACAUAUUUACGGCUCGAGUUCUUGGAUCACGCUGUGGCCAUCUCGACACAAACUCGUAAACUCGGCCUCGUCGUUUUCGACUGAGGAGACUUACACGGAGAAGAUAGAGCCGCCUGAGCGAGUGCUGGAUAUCUGUGAUACACGAGGCCUAGGCGUUAAGGCUGUGACGUUUAGGGAGGAUGAGAAGAUCAUCACUUCCAUCGUCACCGAUGCACAUCCGGAGCCAGAGUUCUCGGAAAAGAUCGCCACCAAAGCAGUGAUUGAUAAGAUGCUUGAAGAGCACCCGCUGCCGUUAGUGACGGGUCCGGAGUGGCGGAACAGAUUCCGACAUGGCUUCCUGUCAAUGUACCGACGCCUGCACAUUGCAGUCCUGCUAGCGAACCUGAUCGCCUUGGUCUACUGCAUAUGUCAGGUUGCCAAAUAUGGCUAUUCCCACUACGCCUACACCGACGCAUCCAACGCCGUGGCAGCAAACCUCUUCGUCGGCACCUUGAUGCGCCACGAACACGCCAUCAACCUCUUCUUCCGCAUAUGCACGAUGCUGCCACACUCGACGCCACUAGCGAUCCGAAGGUAUGCUGCGAAGGUGUACAGCUAUGGUGGGAUCCACUCGGCUUGUGGGAUUAGCUCGUUGUUUUGGUAUGUCUUCUACGUGGUGCUGUUGCUGAAGCAAUUUGGUGGAUAUGGAGAGGAACAAAGGCCGCUGUUACACGCGCUGCAAGCUCUGACUGGUGUGAUGCUAGCGUUGUUUGCGACGUUGAUAGUGAUGGCGUAUCCUACCAUUCGCUCAAGGUACCACGACUGGUGGGAACUCUCGCACCGCUUCGCAGGCUGGACUGCCAUUCUUGUCAUCUGGACACAGACUGUCAUUGCCGCAUGGCCGAUCGCAGACAUUCUGGAUACAAAUGUCGGCAUGAUCCUAGUCACUACACCAGCUUUCUGGUUCCUCCUCGCAACCAGCUGCAUGAUCAUCUACCCCUGGACACGCCUCCGUCGCCGCGAAGUCGUGGUAGAACCACUAUCAGAACGAGCCACGCGCCUCCGCUUCAAUAACAGAAAAGUCACGUCCUGCGUGGGUACGAGAUUGGCGAACUCGCCACUCAUGGAGAACCACGCCUUCGCGACGAUCCCCAAUCCUGAUAACAAGAUGGGCUACUCCGUCAUCAUCUCCAACGCAGGCGACUGGACCAGCAAGAUAAUCGCAAACCCACCCUCCCACAUCUGGAUGCGCGGCGCUCACACCAUGGGCGUAUCGCGAAUCGGCCUGCUCUUCAAACCCGUCAUCCUAGCCGCCACCGGCUCAGGGAUCGGUCCAACGCUUUCCUUCCUACAAGCAUAUCCCCACUGGCCCUGUCACGUGGUGUGGUCGGCGACGUACCCCGAGGAGACGUUCGGGAAGGAGAUUAUGAACACUGUCCUAAGGGCGGACCCGAAGGCGGUUAUUGUGUGUAGGAAAAUGACGGGGAGGUAUGCGAUGCAUGAGUUGGCGUGUGCGGCGUAUAGGAGGUUUGAGGCGGAGGCGGUGGUGCUUAUUAGUAAUCCGAUGGAGACGAGAAGGACGGUGUAUGAGUUGGAGGCGAGGGGGAUACCGGCUUAUGGAGCGAUUUUCGAUUCGUGA